Molecule: messenger RNA, 1990 nt
Organism: Oppiella nova
Lineage: Eukaryota; Metazoa; Arthropoda; Arachnida; Sarcoptiformes; Oppiidae
Source: the annotation of a GenBank genome assembly
AAUAGGCGUUCAUUUCCUAAGAGUUUCUAUGUUUUAGUUAAACAAAAAAGUGUUAAAAUAUUCUUAAAAAUGAGUGAAAAGUCAAAACUUCUUCGCGAAGACUCGGACGACAAGUCCAAACGAUACGGUAGUGUUAGCUAUAAAUACACAUUAAUAGACUCGGUUCCCAAAACCCAUUUCACCAAAAAGCACUGCAUUUUAGUGAGCGUCGCCUUACUUGUAGUGAUUAUCGCAUUUUCGGUCACUUUAGCGCUCGGUUUACCGAAACUCAGACACAAACGGAACCUCUAUUUGAAGGGAGAGUUCAUUGUGUCAAAUGCCGAGGAAGCCGUCUUCAAGUCAUCGGCCGUUGUGGUGGACGGACAGCCCUGCGCUCAGAUCGGGAAGGAUGUGUUGGCCAGAAAUGGGUCGGCAGUCGACGCGGCCAUAGCUCUGCUCUUUUGCGAUGAGAUAGCGAAUCCUCAGAGCUCUGGGAUUGGCGGAGGAUUUCUUAUGGUUGUCUACAACAGAGUCAAUAAAACAAGUGAAGUGAUUGACGCCAGAGAGACGGCACCGAAAAACAUAGACAUCAAUCUCUUCAGAGACAAUAAAUCUCUCUUAGAAGAAGACGGGCUGUCGAUUGCAGUGCCGGGUCAGCUGAAGGGAAUGAUUUUGGCUCAUCAGAGGUACGGCAAACUCAACUGGUCUUCUCUGGUCGAGCCAUCGAUCGCUUUGGCCCGCAAUGGGAUUGUCGUCAACCAGUAUUUGGAAAAGAUUUUAUUGGAGUCACAGAAAGAGAUACAAAGCGAAGAGACCCUAAAAGAGCUAUUUGUGAACAACGGAACGGGAAAUCUGUAUAAAUCUGGAGAUACACUCAAAAGACCCAAAUUAGCCGAGACUUUAGAAAAGAUCGCCAAAAAUCCCGAAGACUUCUAUAGCGGAUCCAUUGCUAACGACUUGGUUACAGACAUUCAAAGUAUGAACGGAAACAUAACAAUCGAUGACUUGAAGGGCUAUUCGGCAAAAGUGCGCCAAUCAGUCAAUGUGUCCAUUCAUGGCGGGGACUACACUCUGUUAACAGUUCCCCCUCCUGGAAGUGGAGCACUGGUAGCCUAUGUGCUCAACAUUCUCGACAAUUACAACACCACUUGCAAUGACACCCGUGAUGUUAACCAACGGAUACUACACUUCCAUCGCUUCGUUGAGGCGUUAAAGUUUGCAUUUGGGAAGCGAUUAGGAUUAGGAGAUCCAGACUUUGUGGACAAUACAGCGCUCCUCCAGAAUAUCACUUCUAAGACAUGGGCGCGAAAGACACAACAACUCAUACUAGACAGGGCUCAACCCAACUCUUAUUACGGACUGACGGGACAGCUAAUCAAUGAUGAGGGAACGGGUCAUAUAUCGGUGAUCGCACCCAAUGGGGACACCGUUUCCGUCACUUCUAGUAUUAAUUCGAUAUUCGGAUCAAAACGGAUCUCUCAAUCGACGGGAAUUAUACUCAACAAUGAGAUGAAAGACUUUACGGUUGAGACGAGUGGUGCACCAUCUGAGACAAUACCCAACGGUAUGAGUGGUGGCAAACGACCCCUCACUUCGAUGUCUCCCACAAUCAUAAUCGACGAAAAUGGCGACACAAAGCUCGCAAUCGGGGCCAUCGGUGGCACCAGAAUAGUGUCGUCAGUCGCUCAGGUGUUGUACCAAAUCCUAUGGAGAUGUCAGACACUAAAACAGGCGACCGACACCUCCCGUCUCUAUUACGACAUCAACACAAACCAAGUGUUAUAUGAGGCGGAGUUCCCCAAAGUCUAUACGGACGGACUCUACCAUUUCGGGCAUUACUUGGCCGUCGAUCACAUUAUUUCAUCGGUUUAUAGUAUUUUCGAAACAAACUCAACGUUAAGAGCAUUAGUCGAUCACCGAAAGGGCGGCUCUUCCGAUGGCUUCUAAUUGAUCCGCAAAUUGUUGUCUCAAUUAAAUGAUAAUAAAUGAGAAAUGAAUGAAAAAUGACAAA